Quercus robur (English oak) is the source of this 1044-nucleotide messenger RNA. RefSeq names its product signal peptidase complex subunit 3B-like. The transcript has 6 exons. NCBI's taxonomy places the organism in Eukaryota, Viridiplantae, Streptophyta, Magnoliopsida, Fagales, Fagaceae. The record is from RefSeq and is a predicted model, not a curated record. Gene Ontology annotation, biological process: protein targeting to ER. Gene Ontology annotation, cellular component: membrane; signal peptidase complex. The coding region runs from base 225 to 815 and encodes 196 amino acids.
AAAACAUGUUGAACUUGAAGCUGACUCUUUAAAUUCAGAAAAUCUUCGAUUCGUCGGAGAAAGAUUUUUAAAUCUCCGACCUUAAACACAGGCAGAGAGACAAAAGAGUGUGUGUGUGAGAGAGAGAGAGUGUCUCUGUUUGAUAAAUAGGAGUAAUUAAGAUUAUUACUUAGUAUAUUAGAUCUUAGUUUGUUUAGGUUGAAAAAGAAAAAGAAAAGCCAAAAAUGCAUUCGUUUGGGUACAGAGCCAACGCUCUGAUAACGUUGGGGGUUACCGUACUUGCCCUCAUGUGCGCCAUGGCUUCUCUCUCCGACAACCUCAAUUCCCCCACUCCCUCUGCCCAAGUCCAGGUACUCAAUGUUAAUUGGUUUCAGAAGCAACGCAAUGGAAACGAGGAGGUUAGCUUGACAUUGAAUAUCUCAGCUGAUUUGCAGUCGAUGUUCACGUGGAACACUAAACAGGUCUUUGUCUUUCUAGCUGCUGAGUAUGAAACCCCAAAGAAUUCUCUGAAUCAGGUUUCCCUUUGGGAUGAUAUUAUACCAUCUAAAGAACGCGCAAAGUUUUUGAUUCACACCACAAAUAAGUAUCGCUUUAUUGAUCAGGUAAGCCUUUGGUAUUUAGCACUUUUCAUGUGUAGACCAGAACUGUUUUUGAUUCACACCACAAAUAAGUAUCGCUUUAUUGAUCAGGGAAGCAAUCUGCAGGGUAAAGAGUUUAACUUGACUCUGCACUGGCAUGUCAUGCCCAAAACUGGCAAGAUGUUUGCUGACAAAAUAGUUAUGACUGGAUACCGUCUGCCAGAAGAAUAUAGAUAAGGAUGUCUCUCUUGGAUUUUAAUGCAACUAUAAUCUUUGUUACAAUGAGGGGUAUUUGAGUUUGGAUUGUCUCAAAAAUGAACGGAGGACCCUGAAAUUAGUGAAAUUUUGUUAUGAAGGAUUCAGUUUCCUUGUAUGAUGAUCAUCAAGUAGUUCUUUAUCAUGAAAGGCUGCUACUAGUGAAUGGUCUAUAAUCUUGAGGGUCUAAUGGAUCUAUUUUUAUGCUGCA